Molecule: messenger RNA, 1243 nt
Organism: Bemisia tabaci
Lineage: Eukaryota; Metazoa; Arthropoda; Insecta; Hemiptera; Aleyrodidae
Source: RefSeq, a predicted model, not a curated record
UUGUUUGGGGACUCUGUGAUGUCGCCUCCAAAAUAAUAAUUAAUUCGUACAUGUGCGGAAGCUAACGACCUAACCGUACGUGCAGGAUGGUUUUAAGUUCAUCAUUUCUCCAUCACAAUAAACCUCCGUGGUUAGUGCCGAAAAUCGGUGGGCACGCCAGUUUCACAAACAGCCUCGUGCUGGUUGCCACGCGUGGUAUAUUCAUCGAUGAGUGUUUGUUUUAGAAUCUAUCUCCACUUUUAGGAUUGGAUUUUUUUUCGAUUUGAUCUCUACCGAGGCACGGUGUCGCCUGAUCACAAAAAAUCAGGAAGUCAAGUGCUUAACGUGACGAGGAUAAUCUAAGCGAGAAGACAACCAAAUCAAAAAUAUAUCAAUAAAGCUAACUACUCCCAAAAACAGCACAAAAUCAAGCCGAGACAGAAGUUUUCUCUCCAAGAGAAAAAGUUCACCUGGACGGUUCGCUGAAUUUUUGCUGCUGAAAGAUCGUGAUAAAAUCAACCAUGCAACUGGGAAGAUCCACGGAUUUAUCCAACGAAACGCGACAGAGGCGCCCCCUUCACUCCUCCGAGAAACUAACGACGCCCUACGUUGUUACGAGCGUCGAGAACUGUUUCAAACACCACACUUUAAGACAGAAAACCGCCGCAUCGGAAAAAGCACUUAUCUUAAUCAUCCUGUGUCAUCUCCUCUCCUACGUUUGCGGCGGAAUAAUCGUAAACGAAGACACAUCAUCAACGACGGAGAUCGACUCGGACUCAACGACAUACUCAACGACCUACUCAACGGCCUACUCAACGAUUCAUUCAACGACAACGAGGCCCGGCAGGAAAAGCAAGUGUGACGUACAUAACGUGGACGGGAGGUGGUUGAGUAGGAAGCUCGGCUAUGAUGAUAGCCCAUCGAACUUUCGCAUCAAGGCGAACGGAGACAGGAACGGUCAUUUAUAUUUUUAUUACAACUGCAGUUAUAGCGGGCGGGACGACGGGUGUAACGACUCGGUGACGGAGUUUUCCGUACGGGAGGCGAAGAACGGGAAAUCCUGCGAGGUCGAGAUACACUCGUUGAACAUGACGCUAAGGUUCAGGAUGGACGGGGAGAAACCCCGGCAUGACCACCCGAUGACCACCAAGAUGAUGAUCGUUGGCUCUGUGUGUUCGGUCACGGCGUUCCUAUUGGUGCUCUCGUUUCGGGCGGUCAACUAUCUUGUGGAAAUAUGAAAAUUAAAAAAGAAAAAGAAAAAAAA